AUGCUGGAGAACCCACAAAUGGGCUCUGCUUCUGUGUUGAACCAGAUGGAAAAUGAGGGUAAGAAACUCUCCAAAUGGGAGCUUUGUAAAGUGGUUAAGGAUCUCAGGAAGUUCAGACGUUUCAAGCAUGCUUUAGAGGUCUACGAUUGGAUGAAUAACAGAGGAGAGAAAUACAGAAUGACCACCAGUGACACUGCUAUCCAACUCGAUCUGAUUGCUAAAGUGCAUGGAAUUUCAAGUGCUGAAGAAUACUUCCUGAAGUUGCCGGAUGCCUUGAAGGACAAAAGAAUCUUUGGUGCUCUCUUGAAUGCAUAUGCUGGUGCCAGAAUGAGGGAAAAAGCUGAAUUGUUGAUUGAUAAAAUGAGAAAGAGAGGUUAUGCUUGCGAUGCACUCCCAUUUAAUGUAAUGAUGACACUCUAUAUGGACCUUAAAGAUUACAAUAAGGUCGAGUUAAUGAUCUCGGAAAUGAUAGAGAAAAACAUAUCAUUGGAUAUCUACUCCUAUAAUAUUUGGUUGUCGGCCUGUGGAUCACAAGAAUCUCUUGAAAAAAUGGAACAAGUAUUUGAACGGAUGCAGGGGGACACCACCAUCACUCCCAACUGGACUACUUUCAGCACAAUGGCUACUGUGUACAUCAAGUGUGGGCAGCUAGAAAAGGCUGAAGACUGUAUAAAGAACAUUGAAAGUAGAAUCGUCGGUCGGGAUCGAAUUCCUUAUCAUUAUCUCAUUAGUCUCUACGGUAGUGUUGGUAACAAGAAGGAGGUUCAUCGUGCGUGGAACCUUUACAAGGCUACCUUUCCGAGUAUUCCAAAUUUAGGCUACCAUUCCGUAAUUUCCUCUCUGAAAAGGGCUUUCAGAAAAGCCAAGACUUUCUUUAGCCAAAUGAUUGAAGCAGGAGGAAAACCAAAUUCAACAUCGUGGGAGAUCCUUGCAGAAGACCACAUAAGAGAGAGGAGGAUUUCCGAGGCUCUUUCUUGCUUACAGAAUGCCAUUUUCCCUGAAGUUUCAAAGAGCUGGAGGCCAAAACCUGUGAAUGUCUCUUCGAUUCUCAAGAUUUCUGAGCAAGAAUCCGAUAUGGCUAGCAAGGAUGCCUUAUUUGAGGUCUUGAGGAAAGUGGGCUGUCUUGACGAUGAAGCCUAUAUGUCACGCAUUCGUGCAUAA
Messenger RNA from Fraxinus pennsylvanica, 1161 nucleotides. The record is from the annotation of a GenBank genome assembly. Lineage: Eukaryota; Viridiplantae; Streptophyta; Magnoliopsida; Lamiales; Oleaceae.